Mya arenaria is the source of this 2549-nucleotide messenger RNA. Its product is annotated as muscle M-line assembly protein unc-89-like. NCBI's taxonomy places the organism in Eukaryota, Metazoa, Mollusca, Bivalvia, Myida, Myidae. The coding region runs from base 569 to 1855 and encodes 428 amino acids. The record is from RefSeq and is a predicted model, not a curated record. The transcript is spliced from 12 exons.
UCUACACCUACAUACGUUAACACAGCUAUAAUAUAUUUAAUAAACGUUUAAUAUAAAUAUAAUGAUUCAUCGGAUUAAUUACAUCUUUGUAAUUACGUCUAUUGUUUGGGCAUCAUGCUUUUUAGUGAAAAGAACGGAGGGAUCGCUGACGCAACUGGAUUAUUGUCAUCAAAACAAGGACACUGCCAUCGCCUGCUGUACAUGUGUUUUCUAUCAUCAAUCAAGUAAUCCCAAUGAGUGUGACAAACCCUGUCCCCCGGACUAUUAUACAAUUUUCGAUAACAAAUACUUGUGCAAAGAAGAACAGCCAACAUCUACUGCCAUUCCAACGACAAAUCUGAACCCAACCACGCCAAAAGUCCCUGAUUCUUAUUAUUGUAUUCGCCAAUGUGCAUCAGGAGAAUACUAUGACAAACGACUUUUAAAAUGUCAAACAUGUCCGACACAUUGCCUUGAAUGCAAUGAUGAAAAGAAUUGCACAACUUGUUAUGUUAAACAUGAAAAUGAGUGCUUGCAAGAAUGUCCAGAAGGUUUUUCUAAGUCUGUAUAGAACAUUAAAGGUUCAAUCAUGUGUAAGGAGAGCGAAACCGUUAGUCAGAGCGAAAUAAUAGCCAUUGGAUCCGCCGUAGGAGUCGUUGUUCUGUUGGUUGGCUUUGCCAUAGUGAUAGUAAAGUUAAAACGCAGGACUGCUGGAAGAACGCAGCGGGACUCAGAAGACAGCAAUCAGAAUGCUGAACCCAACGAGGAAAGAACACCAAGCCGCGAGCAUAAAGAAGAAGAAUAUACGACCGUUACGAUUCCACCAUCUGACGAAAGCGAGCUGCCUGAUGAGAAUACUGAACCCACCAAGAAGAGAACACCAGGUCGUGUGCAAAAAGAAGAAGAAUAUAUGACCGUUACAAUUCCACCUGCUUGCAAAACAAAGCCGUCUGAGAUGAACACUAAAUCCAACAAGGAAAGACCCACAAGCCGCGAGCAUAAAGAAGAAGACUAUAUGACCGUUACAAUUCCACCAGCUGAAAGAUUAAAGGGUGAUCGGAACACUAAACCCACCAAAGAAAGAGCCACUAGCCGCGAGCAUAACGAAGAAGACUAUAUGACCGUUACAAUUCCACCAUCUGUCGAAACAAAGCCUGAUGAGAAUACUGAACCCACCAAGGAGAGAACACCAGGUCGUGUGCAAAAAGAAGAAGAAUAUAUGACCGUUACAAUUCCACCUGCUUGCAAAACAAAGCCGCCUGAUCUGAACACUAAAUCCAACAAGGAAAGACCCACAAGCCGCGAGCAUAAAGAAGAAGACUAUAUGACCGUUACAAUUCCACCAGCUGAAAGAUUAAAGGGUGAUCGGAACACUAAACCCAACUUGGAAGGAGCCACAAGCCGCGAGCAUAACGAAGAAGACUAUAUGACCGUUACAAUUCCACCAGCGGCCGAAACAAAGCCUGAUGAGAAUACUAAACCCACCAAGGAGAGAACACCAAGUCGUAAGCAAAAAGAAGAAGAAUAUAUGACCGUUACAAUUCCACCAUCUGUCGAAACAAAGCCGCCUGAUCAGAUUAAUGAACCCAACGAGGAAAGAACAGAAAGCCGCGAGCAUAAAGAAGAAGAAGACUAUAUGACCGUUAUAAUUCCACCAGCUCGCAAAUCAAAGCCUGAAAAUGAGAAACAAGACAUGAAGGCCGACAAAAAGCAGGAAAAUGCUGAUGGCGAUGAUAGUACAAACCCGCCGCCUUUACCAAAGCGUCUAGAAAAAUCGAAAACUGAAGUCGAAGAAAAAGACGGAAACGUACAGGAUGAAAUAUGCAUCAUUCCGACAUCAUUACGUAGAUGUAAUAAGAUUGUUAUAGAUGGGUAAGCUUCAGCCAGGUCAGGCACAUUUACCACCAACAUGCAGCAUUUCAAAGAUUUUUCCUCACCAAUCUGUUUUGGCCAUGUGUGAACGAUAGUAUAAUACUGCAGUACAUUUGUGAUAUCACAUUCAUUGACGUGUUGAGUCUAAGCUUGAGACUCAGAAUCAGAAACGUGAGUUUUAAAAUAUAUGUUAUAUGAACAUGUUUAAUAAAAGAUGUGUUGAUAAAAUUAACGUGUAUAUACAGUUAUGUGCAUUAUAUUUUUUUCAACAUUUACCAAUAUUGUGAUUCUCUUAAAGCAAUAUUUGAAUAACAUUAAAAUUGCAGUAAUGAGUCUGAACUUCUGAGUUUGAGUUCUAAAUAUUAGUCAAUGGACUUACCAGUGUUUCAAGUUAUGUAUGUUUAUUUACAGUAACGUGUAUAUGUACCUGGAUAAAAUGAAGCAUAAAUAAUACAUUUGCCAAGUGAAACUGACUUUAACACAUCAUAUUGUGUUCAUGUUUAAAUUCACGUUUAUGAACAGGUUUAGUUGUUUGCAAUUUAUGUGUAUGAAUAGUACUUUGAAGUAUUCUUUCACUGUUUCAUCACUUUCUGAUGUAGAUCGACAUUGUUCUUGCUAUACACUUUCCUGUUAAACGUACUCAGUUAUUUUUAUUUUUUAUGUACUCUUUGUGUUUUCUUAAAUUUAAUAAAUAUUUA